UCAAAAACGACCCAACAGCUAUCUCCCCCCUUCUCACAACCUGAUUCUAAACCCCACAAGAACGAAAGAAAAAAAGAAAGAAGAAAAAGAAAAUAGAUAGAUGACAGUAACAUGAUAUGUGCAUCGUUGAAGCGUGAAAUUGGAUUGAUUUUGGGAAAGGUGUUGCGGUUUCUUUUUAGAUCGUUUUUAAGAGCUAUGGGUUGUUUCUUUACCUGCUUCCGAACCAAAGACGAUCGCUUUAAUCGGUCUCGACCGCACGGCAUCUCCUCCGAUUCUCUUCGAUCCGAACCUACUCUUCAGGAAGCUGGGGUGAUUAAAAACCGUUUAUCAUCUCUAUUUAUAUCUGAAGAGAAAGAAGAAUCUCCGCGUGGUGAUAUUGAGAAUCCGUGUUUAGGAUCUCCACAGGUCAAUAAGGGACUCAGGGAUGAGGCUAAAUUUCUUAAAGCUUGUGGUACUUUGCCAGAGACUCCAACUGAAAUUCGGAAAGCUUGCGAUAAGUUUAAAGGUUCACCAGGGCUUGACAAAUAUUCAGAUUCUUCAAAGUUCCAUUCAUGGCUUCCCAACACAUCGAUGGAGAAACUUCAGUUGGAUAAUCAAGAUGAAGACUCACGUACUCCGGUUAAACUUUGGGAAGAACUGGGGAAGGGUUCAUUUUCUUCUGAGCAGACACCUAGCAGCUGCAUGACAAAUGUACAAUCCAGAGAAGAUAGUGAGUCAGGGAGUCAUAAAAGAAUGACCAAGGUUCAAUCAGAUGAGAUUGAUAACGUUGCUACUGGGGCUCCAUGGCUUUCAGCAACAAAUGUUCAGAGCAGGAACAGGUCUGUUCGCUUUGAAUGUGAUUUUGAUACAUCUUCCUCUAAAGGGUCGCCUGAAAAUGGUUGCCAAGUUCCUAGGAAAUAUGAAUCUCCAGGGAAUUUGAGUGUUUCAAAGCCUUCUCCUAAACCGACCCCAUUAAAAAUUUCAGACGACAUGCAAACUCCCGGUACUGUUUUUCCUGCAAACUUGGAAACUCUAGCAAAUGGAAAGACUAGGAUCAGGUCCCAAUAUGUUUAUUCGGUCUUGAACCCUGUUGAAAAUGCCUCUCAAUGGAAGUUACUGAGGGAAGAUGAUUCUAACUCACAUGAACAGUCAGGUGAGCUGAGAGAAUCUCUUGAGCAGUCUGAAAGUGCAACUCCUAAACCAGAAUGGGGAGUCAAAGAAACAUCCUCUGGGAAAGAUUUGAUGGUGGAAGCGAGCUUGUCUUCUUGGGUCAAACCACCACAAUCCACAACUGGUGAGGAUAAACCAAAUAUUGGCACUGCUGCUGGCAAAAAUUUUAGUUCUGGUAGAACUCCUGGGGACAGGCCUAUCAUUGGAAUGGUUGCUGCUCACUGGAAUGAGAAUGAAGCUUCUCGAAUCUCCCCGAAGUGGUGGGAUGGAAAUGGGAUUCCAAAUUCGACAAACAAAUAUAAAGAGGAUCAGAAGGUAAGUUGGCAUGCAACACCAUUUGAGGAGAGGUUAGAGAAGGCAUUGUCUGAAGAGAGUUUCAUCCCACAAAGGAAGCCUAUCAGCGGGAGACCCGUAGUUUUUGACGAAUGCGAGGAAAGUGACACUGCUCUAUCUCGUUUGCAAGCUUCAACACAGGCCAAGUCAGUUGUCUCGUUCUGAUGCUUGGUGGUAGACUGGUGGUUUUGUCUCUUUGCAAUCUGUUUUUGGUUUGCAAUUGAUGUACUGCGAAAGCCAUGUAGUUCUUAAACCUGAAUCACUGUUUACACACCGCUGCCAUCCUUGGUUUGUAUUGGGAGGCUGAACGAUCAAACUGAUAAAGAAAUGCUCGAGGCUUGACAGUAAUGUCAGCAGCCGGGAACUGCUUGUGAUGUACAUCGGUAAUGGAUAUUAGUACUGGUCCAUUGGAUUAACGAUGCUAAGAUUUUGGAAUCUUUGGUAGUUUUUUUUUU
Molecule: messenger RNA, 1937 nt
Organism: Populus euphratica (Euphrates poplar)
Lineage: Eukaryota; Viridiplantae; Streptophyta; Magnoliopsida; Malpighiales; Salicaceae
Exons: 7
Coding region: 112-1647 (511 amino acids)
Biological process (GO): male meiosis II
Source: RefSeq, a predicted model, not a curated record